AUGGUGACCGCCAGGAAGCGCGACGCGCUUGCGAAGUAUACCGCAGGUAACACCAUGAAACUUCGGCCUUUCCCGAAUCCCGUUGCCCCUCAUUCCGCGAGCAUGUCUCCAAAACGCGACGAAACGACACCCGACGGCCGCUCCUUCAAAGACUUGACCGCUCAACGGCCCAGCUGUUUCAAUCCAGACGCUCAUUAUGAGGAUGACCAACCACUGAAGCUCAAGAUUAUUGGAACGAUCUCUGGCGGAGCAAGUCACGACCGACAAAUCCUCCUUUGCAAGACCGACGAGGCCCCUCGGCGAAACCCUCGACAUGCGGAUAUUCCCGUCUUUGGUAACAGGAAGCAAUGUAUCGUGGCCAUAGUCAUGGAUGCGGUUUGCUACGGGAAUUCGGUCAUAGCCGACUCUGAUCUUUGUCGCCGGGCUGCUGUCCUCCAACACCUUCACCAUGAAACUGCAACUGGGCUUGGGACCAUUAAUCCUGACUACUAUGGCACAUGGGUCUUGGAGACGUACGAUAAUGCAGAGAACUACCCCGGAAGCAAAAGAUACAUUGGUGUCAUUCUGAGGGAGUAUCUCGAGGGUGAGAGCAUUGGCGGGUUGUGCACGCGCGAAGAAGAUAAAGACGGAGUCGGCAUGCUGAUCGCACCUACAAACCCGGUGAUACGUUUUGGUACCGAUGGCGAAGUACUCGUCCUUGACACUAAUGACCAAGUGCGCCAUGAGAUCACGAUGCAGCUUAUGCACGGCAUCGUUACCAAUGAGCAUCAUGGCGUCGAACAAAUGUUGAAAGAGGCCGAAGACGUCAUGGUGGUUUUUCGACGCUAUGGAGAGCGCCUAGAGAUACCGCAGGCUGUAAUGCUCGGUACCCUUUAUAGCGAAGUGUGUCAAGAUUCCGAUGAUAUCCAGCAACAACUUGGCAAGCCUCUCCACCCAUUCGACCGAUUCCCACAUAACGAAUUCGAAAUGCUCGAUGGCUGGUAUAAUGUCGACUGGUGCUACGAGAAUAGAUUCAAGCUCGAUGCAUGGAUGUUGCAUCAGUUCGGGCUCAUGGACGAAGCAGAGAAGCAGCGCGACUAUGUUACUUUGGAAGACCUGAGAGAUGAUGAGAGCGACGUUACGGGGGACAGGAACAGCCGCUUGAAAACGGCUUUCGAGUUCAUUGCAAAAGGAGGAACUCUCAAAUUCCCCAACUGCAGCCUUCCAGCUAUUCCAAUGCAACCUCCCCGGCAGGCUAGCAGCACGAUCACACCAAUGUUCGGAAACUUCAGACAUCAGAACAUGGCCAAGUAUUUGAAGGCCCGGCAGGAUCGUGGGCGUCCUUUCUGGCGAACCUUUGAACGAGUCAUGACAUUUUGUCCCAGAGAAUUGAAGAAAGCGGAUAUCGAAUUAAGAGCGGCGCUUGCUUGGUUGGUUGCUACUGUUCAGCUUUUACCAAGGGGAACCAAUCCCAAAGACCAAACCUCCGAAGAGCAGCAUGAUGUUUCGCUCUUCGAUGAUUUCUUGGAACAGCUUAAGCGCAAGUUGCUCAAAAGAAAGAGAGACGAGUCAAGCGAGUCAGACACUUGA
Messenger RNA from Colletotrichum siamense, 1569 nucleotides. RefSeq lists its product as uncharacterized. The record is from RefSeq and is a predicted model, not a curated record. Bases 1 to 1569 code for a protein of 522 amino acids. The transcript has a single exon. NCBI's taxonomy places the organism in Eukaryota, Fungi, Ascomycota, Sordariomycetes, Glomerellales, Glomerellaceae.